GUUCACUGUGUUCCUGCCGUUAACCAAAAAAAAAUAACGAAACCACUUUCCUUAGCAACAAAGGAAUUUUGACAACCAGAAUCCACAGCAUAAAAGGACGUAAACUUGAAUGAUUAGUAUUCAAACCCAUUAUCACAAAAGUUAAAGGCAUUUAUUUUGAAGUACAAAUUGUGAAAUCAAGUAAAAAGCAUUUGAUGGGUGAAUAUGCCAUAUUUGAAACCAGAUCAGAAAAGAAGGUUAGGAAUCCUUUUUAUUUUUGUUUGGACAUCUGAAAUUUCAUUAAAUACAAAGAAGGAUACAUUGUCAAAUAUAUAUUGCCAACAGAAAAAAAAAAUCUCAGAAAAAUCUUUGAAAUCAAAACUGGUGAAAAACGAAAAUUUUCUACAGACUGAAAUUUCAGAUGAUAUUUCAAGCAAAAAGUGUUAUUUAAUCCAAAAUAGAAAAUAAUUUAAGAACGAAUCAAAACCGGGACUUGUAACUAAUAUCAAACAACCAUUAUACUGUCACUUAUCUUUUUCAUGUUGUUUUGUUCAGAAAUGAACAUGCGAAAUAAAUAAAACUAUUAGCACCAUAUUAAACUGGCUUAUAACCAAAUCAUAUGAUUAGGCUAGGCAGUUUGUAGAUGGUGAAAACAGAGAAUGUCACUAAACAUGUUCACUGGGAUAGUUUAGGAAGGUCUCUUCGAAACCCGUAGUGGGCGAUUCUCGAGUCAAGAUUGUUGGAAUGACAAGGAUAUAGUUAGACAAAAGCAAAGGACAAAUGUACAAUGAUGUAGGGAAACCAAUGAAGAAAGAUACUUAACUUCUUAGCGGUUUUCGUGUACCGAACUCUUUUGUACAAUCAUUCUCUGAUUCUUCCAAUAACAGCCUUAAUCUUACUUAUAUUUCCAAAUCAAUGUUUUUUAUAAGUGAAUUUAAAUUCUCCAGGGACCCCAUUGUGCGCUUUACACUUUAAAGCUCCCCUCCAAAUCCCAAGAACUGAUGAUAUAUAACAAGACUAUAUCUACAGGAAGGAACACACAUGAAAGCAGAAGGGAUACAAUCCCAUUGUCAUUAUCUCUAACCCUCUUCUUUUUUUUUGAAGAAGAAGAAAAGAAAGAUACUCUGAUUCUUCUUGUCUCCCUAAGAACAGAAAUGCUAGGUUACAGUACAAGAAUGAUGCUUUGUCUUCUUGUCUGCAUAGGAUUACUAUCAGACAACAGAUAUAAGGUCUCAGCCCUGAGAAAUAGAGAGUUUUUCCUCAGGCAAAUACAAGGAGAAGAAGCUAGAGUUGAGCCAGGUGAAACUGUUAAGCUAAGGAGCAUUGAUAUUCAUUCUAGCCACAACCGUGAAGGUCAAGGAACGCUCAUCGGACACCGGCGCAUUCUUGAGGAAGUUAACCAGAGCAAAGUUAAAGUUGAGAAGACACAAGCACAAAAGGAUCAGACAAAGGACUCGUUCCAGUCAAGCAAGAGACGUGUAAGACGAGGAUCAGAUCCUAUUCACAACAAAUCCCAGCCACUUUCUUGAGUGGCAAUGUGGCACAACAACAAUCAAAUAUAGAAAAGAAAGGCGCAACGAUCAAAACCUUAUCAAGCUGGAGGUAGGUUAGUUGUUUUUUUCUUAGGUUUUGUUUUCAAGUAUAGGUUUGAUAAACACACAGAACAUUGGCUGUUGAAGGACAGCACCGUCUGUUCAGACACAGCAGUCACCAGGAGAAUACAUAUUUGUUUUUCAAUACAUUUUUUUGACUAAAAGUGUUCACUCUUUUGUUUGCAUUAGUUCUAAGUUUCUGGAUAAGUUUUGUUCUUUUCUGCAUUGCUUUGGCUCCACCAAAAAUAUAUCUUGUGUAUAUACAAUAGCUCAGAGGUUUUGAUUGUUUACAACAUUUUGAGCUUAAAAGGUAACCAGUUAUAUCUU
Messenger RNA from Brassica napus (rape), 1898 nucleotides. RefSeq names its product CLAVATA3/ESR (CLE)-related protein 45-like. The transcript has a single exon. The record is from RefSeq and is a predicted model, not a curated record. Bases 981 to 1508 code for a protein of 175 amino acids. NCBI's taxonomy places the organism in Eukaryota, Viridiplantae, Streptophyta, Magnoliopsida, Brassicales, Brassicaceae.